This is a messenger RNA of Truncatella angustata, 1311 nucleotides long. RefSeq lists its product as uncharacterized. The coding region runs from base 1 to 1311 and encodes 436 amino acids. The record is from RefSeq and is a predicted model, not a curated record. Lineage: Eukaryota; Fungi; Ascomycota; Sordariomycetes; Amphisphaeriales; Sporocadaceae. The transcript is spliced from 3 exons.
AUGUCUACACAAGACGUUGAUAUCUUUGGAAGCAGAUCGCUUGCAAGAGCGUUUGCUCUCGGAGACAUUGAUGAUCCCUCCAUACCACCACAUCUUCGUUUGCAUGAUCCUAUCACGGGUACCCCAAAAAGCAAGCGUGAGGCACUGCCCAAGUUCAAGUGCCUCCUCCCUACCUGCACGACCACCCUCCGCUCACAGGAGGAGCUCAUGGGCCAUCAGUGGCAGAAGUGCCAUUAUUAUUGCACUGACUGUGAGCGAGAUUAUCCUGACCUCGAGUCACUCGGCAAGCACAACAGUAUUGUUCACAAGCAAUCUCAAGACCUGAUUUGUCCUGGGUGCGAAUACAAGAGUGAGACUGGAGCUGGAUUAAUUGGACAUGUCGAACGCGGCGAAUGCCCCCGCAUCUUCCCAUCCUUCCUACACAAGCGACGUCAGGAUCAGAUUGUGUUCAACGAAGCCCUGCGCAAGAUGAACCCGGCUAAUGAAGACUUUGUCCUCACCGGGAACAUGGCCAAGAUGGAUAUCAGCGAUAAACAUCGUCCCCACACCAAGCCCGAUGAGCGCAUUCCCAGCUAUAAACUUACUACCAAGAACUUCCCCGAGCUUGGCAAGGAUCUCCAGGAUUAUCGUAGCGGCAACGCUCGAGUUCCUGACCUUCUGACCGGGAAUGAUAUGCCGACGCACUGUACUCCUGCCGUUGGACAAGUCGAGAACCAGUGGAAUAAGGAGCAGAACCUCCUCUUGGAUAUCGGUCCCAGCACACGACCUACAACUCGCCAGCUGGAGACGCUCAGCGUGGCUGCCCCUUCCACCCGUGAUGUCAAUCCCAUCGAGAGAAUCAGCGACCCGGACAACCCUGGAUUCAGCGCGGCCGUCUUCUACCAUCCGAUCCUGCAGCAAUUCGUCUGCCCUCAUGGCUGCAAGAAGAAGCACAAAAACGCCAGGGCCUUGGUCGCCCACCUCAAGUCACCGGCCCACCGGGAAGACGUCGUGUUCAAGUGCCCCCGCUGCCUCCGCGACUACCGGGGCAUGGCGCCGGCGCUGGCCCACGCCGAGAACGCCAGCCGCAGCUGCAACAUCCGCGAGACGGGGGAGUUCCGCAGGUUCGUCGACCACGUCACCGGCGGCAUGCUCGACGGUCUGAACGGCAAGGAUGAGUGCCUCGAGGACGGCCGGCCCCGCAUGGUCGUCCCCCGGGCCUUCUACGAGGCGCUUCCCCUCCCGAGCCACCUCGAGCUCGGAGGACGUAAGGAGCAGGCUGCUCACCUCGGUCGUGGUAGGAUGGCAGAGUGGGAGGAUGAGACGCAUUGA